Symbiodinium sp. CCMP2456 is the source of this 567-nucleotide messenger RNA. NCBI's taxonomy places the organism in Eukaryota, Dinophyceae, Suessiales, Symbiodiniaceae. The record is from the annotation of a GenBank genome assembly.
AUGGACCAGGACAAAAUGUGGCAACUGAUGCUAUACACCUGGCUUGGCGAUGGAGGCGUCGGCGGCCUUCCGUGGCAACAUAUCUUGGCAACGGCUGGUCUGACAUGUUACGACGCAAGCCCAGCUCAAGCGAUGGCGGUGGUCAAGUUUGCCAUGUCUUAUACACAGUUCUGUGGUAUCCAUGUGCUGAGGUCCUUUGGAAGUGACGGGCGUGACAAGGGGCUGCGAUUUAGUCAAGACAAGUUCUUGAUGCUGAAGGCGUGGCAUGCAUGGGUUCCAACCCUGACUGCUGCAUUCAACUCCGAUUCAGCAAGCUUCGUGUCAAAGAUGCGUGGCAUUGAUGGGUUUGGAGAGCUGACCGUCAAAGAAAUCUUGAGCUACCUGGGUGUCUCCGGACAUGAACGGUUUCGCACGAUGGCGUUUGCACUCAUACCCUGCGGUCCAGGCGCGAAGAAUGGUGCAUCGUUGUUCUUUUGCAGCUGGCGACAAACUUGCAGCCACGCAUCCAGGAGUAUUUGGCGAAGUGCCUUCCGACUGUUGAGCCUGGAGUUACUGUGGUCGACAUAG